GGUUGUCUGUUUUAUGCAUUAUUUAAAUUAGCUAUGACCUUUUCACAUAUCUUCCAGGGUAGUUAUUAACUAUAAGCAUACUUGCAGUCCAAGCAAACAAAUUCAUGUCACCUAUCAAGACAUUUUCUUGUGCUUCAAGCACCUGUGUCUUUGAAUGACAGUGUUUUCAUUGUUUGCUUUGUGUAUAAAUAAGGAGCUUAUUAACUUUUAAUUUACUUGCCAAAUCAAUUUACUCCUGUCCUGUUUCUUCCCUUGAACCAAGCUAAAUGGCCUCAAAUUCACGCCAGCUUCAUUUCAUUUUCUUUCCACAACUUGCCCAUGGUCACCUGAUCCCAACAGUGGACAUGGCUAGACUUUUUGCUAUGCAUGGAGUAAAGGUAACUAUUGUUACUACUCCCCUUAAUGCUCUUCUCUUUGCCAGCAAAAUUCAAAGAGAAAAGCAAUUGGGCUUUGACAUUAGUACUUUGGUAAUAAAAUUUCCUGCAUCUGAGGUAGGCCUGCCUGAAGGAUGCGAGAACGUGAGUUCCAUCACUUCACAAGAAAUGAUACCAAAGUUUCUCAAGGCCAUCAAUCUUUUCCAACAACCACUUGAGCGGAUCCUUGAAGAGCUCCGCCCUGAUUGCCUUGUGGCUGACUGGAUGUUUCCAUGGGCUACAGAUAUUGCUGGCAAGUUUGGGAUCCCAAGACUGGUUUUUCAUGGAACAAGCUGCUUUGCUCUUUGUGUCGUUGAUACCUUAAUACGCCAUGAACCCUUCAAGAAGAUUUCAUCUGAAUCUGAACCCUUUGAUGUGCCUGGCCUCCCGGACCAGAUAAAGAUGACAAGAUUGCAGCUGCCAGAUUAUAUUAAAGAUACAGCAGAAACUGAGCGGAAAAAGCUGAUAGAUGAAGCUAUCAAAUCAGAGUUGACAAGCUAUGGAGUCAUAGUAAAUAGUUUCCACGAGCUAGAACCAGCUUACACACAACACUAUUCCAAAGUUAUGCGAAGGAAGGCAUGGCAGGUUGGUCCUGUUUCACUCUGCAACAGGAACAACGAAGAUAAAGCCGAAAGAGGAAAUGCAGCCUCCAUUGACAGACAUGAGUGUUUAAGAUGGUUAGACUCGAAGAAACCCAACUCAGUUCUCUACAUAUGUUUUGGAAGUAUAUUCAGGACUUCAGCUGCUCAGCUAAAUGAGAUAGCUAAGGGCCUUGAAGCUUCAGGACAGGAUUUCAUUUGGGUUGUAAGAAAGGUGAACGAUGAAGACAAAGAAGAAUGGUUGCCAGAAGGAUUUGAAGAGAGGAUGGAAGGGAAGGGUUUGAUAAUUAGGGGAUGGGCGGCCCAGGUUUUGAUCCUUGAUCAUGAAGCUGUAGGAGGGUUCAUGACCCAUUGUGGGUGGAACUCAACAAUAGAGAGUAUAACUGCUGGGGUGCCAAUGGUUACUUGGCCUCUUUGUGCAGAACAGUUCUGCAACGAAAAGCUGGUUACAGAAGUUCUGAAGAUUGGAGUAGAUGUUGGAGCCAAAGAAUGGUGCAGAUGGGGAGAUGAUCCUAGUACAAAAUUUAAAGUAAUGAAGGAAGAUAUAGAAAGGGCAGUGAGUCGGGUAAUGGUUGGUGAAGAAGCUGAGGAAAUGAGAAGCCGAGCUAAGGAAUUGAAAAAUAUGGCGAGGAAGGCUAUGGAAGAAGGUGAAUCAUCUUACUCUGAUUUGAAUGCUUUGCUAGAUGAAUUGAGGUUGAGCUGCCCUUGACCAGACCAACAUAUAUCAAAAAUCUUUUCUUUUUAAGCCGUCACGGAUUUUUUUUAUCAAUAUUAGUAUUUUUGUAGGAAAAUAUAGUAUUGUUGGAAAUAAAAUAAUAUACAUAAAUAGCUGGAGUAGCUCAGUUGGUUAGAGCGUGUGGCUGUUAACCACAAGGUCGAAGGUUCAA
Theobroma cacao (cacao) is the source of this 1899-nucleotide messenger RNA. Its product is annotated as scopoletin glucosyltransferase-like. NCBI's taxonomy places the organism in Eukaryota, Viridiplantae, Streptophyta, Magnoliopsida, Malvales, Malvaceae. Gene Ontology annotation, molecular function: UDP-glucosyltransferase activity. The record is from RefSeq and is a predicted model, not a curated record.